UAUCAAAUUUCACAGUGACGUCGUAUUAACAGGAAGUAGCAAAUCUUUCGUCGAAACAAACAAAUGAGGGGAAGAUGAGUCGCAUCUAUCACAACACAGCGUUAAUAAACAAACCAGUGCAUAAUGAGAAACUGUCCUUCGCUUGGGAUCCUUUAGUUUACCAGAGUGGCCAUGGUGUCAUUUUAGAGGGGACAGUUGUGGAUGUGUCACGCCACAUAAUAACAGAUGUAAACAACAGAAAGGAGCGCUAUAAUAUUUUGUACAUUAAACCCAACCGAAUCCAUCGCAGAAAAUUUGAUUCUAAAGGAAAUGAGAUUGAACCUAAUUUCAGUGAAACUAGGAAGGUCAACACAGGUUAUCUCAUGUCAUCCUUCAAAGUGGAGGCAAAGGGUGAAACAGAUUUUCUCGAUGAGCACCAACUGAGUGACAUUGUGAAUAAGGACGAUCUGCUUAAAGUGACGGAAAAACAUUACCCUAGUCAGACCUUUGCUUUCUGGAUCACAGAGGCAGAGAUGGACAGAACUGAGUUAGAGACUGUUCAAGAAAUCCGUCUAAAAACUAAAGGAGAUGGGCCCUUUAUUUUUUCCUUCGCCAAACUGGACAGUGGUACAGUGACAAAGUGCAACUUUGCUGGGGAUGAGAAUGCAGGAGCAUCUUGGACAGACAAAAUAAUGGCAAACAAAGCAGAUCGGGAGAGUACAGGGAAGAGUACAGGCCAAGGAGAGGGAGCAGAUGAUGACGAAUGGGAUGACUGAAUGGCACCCUUGAGGUUCCAGGAGUGGCUAUCACAGUGCCUUAAUCAUCUUUCCCACAAAUGUAUGAUCAUCAAGAAACAAGGUCUCACAGUUAUUAUUCAGAUGUAAUCAAUUAAAAAUUACAAUUAAUAUUCAUUUAAACUUGUAUUUUUUAUAGUUAUUUACCAGAUCAUAAUAUUUCUGAGUUAUUACUGUAUCAACACUUUUAUGUGUAAAAAUAACAAAUAACUAUUGUGUAAAAACACAGCACUUUAUUUAAUUGUUAAAUGUUUGAUAAAACAUAUUUGUCUCCUGGAAGCACUCCAUCACAACCUUUGACAAACAGUUUUCAGUUUCAUCAAUAUCACUGUAAUCAACUAAGUUAUGACUAUGAUUUAAUAAAAAUAUAUAUAUAUAUAUAUAUAUAUAUAUAUUUCAAAA
Messenger RNA from Xyrauchen texanus (razorback sucker), 1175 nucleotides. RefSeq names its product arpin-like. The record is from RefSeq and is a predicted model, not a curated record. The coding region runs from base 75 to 755 and encodes 226 amino acids. Gene Ontology annotation, biological process: negative regulation of actin nucleation. Lineage: Eukaryota; Metazoa; Chordata; Actinopteri; Cypriniformes; Catostomidae. The transcript is spliced from 6 exons.